Molecule: messenger RNA, 2237 nt
Organism: Paramormyrops kingsleyae
Lineage: Eukaryota; Metazoa; Chordata; Actinopteri; Osteoglossiformes; Mormyridae
Biological process (GO): immune system process; regulation of transcription by RNA polymerase II
Cellular component (GO): nucleus
Molecular function (GO): DNA-binding transcription factor activity, RNA polymerase II-specific; RNA polymerase II cis-regulatory region sequence-specific DNA binding
Source: RefSeq, a predicted model, not a curated record
UACUCCGUCCAAGUUAAAGUUUAUUUGUUUUUGAUACUGUUCGUGCCUUUAAAGGUCAAUUAUAUUUGUUUAGUGUAAUCAGUUUAAUGGUUGUAUCAAGGAGAGAUCGUUACCGAUUUCGCACCAAGGAAAAGUGUCCUUAUGUGAAAGGAUCCAUAGCGCCACGAGUGGCUCCAUAUAAAUAUUACAGCAUUUCCCGGAAAGGCGCCCUACAGCCUGUUCAGCGCCGUUUACAAAAAAACCGCGACGCAGUUAUGGAUGACAGAGAGGGCGGCCCGGGGCGCCAGCAUUGUUGUGUAUUUAUAUCAUGUACAUAGUUAUAUCGACAAUAUGACAGACUUAUGAAAUAUAUGGCGUUUAAAUUAGUCUAGCCUGAGAUUUAUAAUUUUAUUUUAGUCAUCUCAGUCGACAGUUAUUGUGCUUAAUGUUAUACUCUACAUGCUUCUUAAAAUACGUGUUAUUAAUAAAUCAGGCACAGGAAAGUGUCGCGUUCUAGUUUGCACGUGCAGGCGUACGCGGUCGCCUUAGAGCCACAUACUUCUUCGUCGCUGUCAUCCUCUGUAGACAAUGUGCUGAUUUCUCGGAAAUCACACCGCCUCGCAGCAUGUUUGCGAGCUGCUGCGCGAGCUGGACCCGCCCCACAAGCGGCCGUCACGUGAGCGUGCGGGGAAUCCCGCUCUCCUCUUUAAAACAGCUGCGCUUCCCACUGAACGUCAGUUUUGUCGGAGCCAGCGGUGGCCGUGAGAGAAGCGCGCAGAUAGAGCGGAAUAAUCAAUUUCCAAAGGAUAUCAGUCAUAUACGUCGUUGCACAUCAUGCCUGUGGCACGCAUGCGAAUGAGGGCGUGGUUGGAAAAUCACCUUGAAUCGCAAACUAUCCCUGGAUUAGUGUGGCUGGACAAGGAUAAGAAGAUGUUUUCCAUUCCUUGGAAGCACGCAGCCCGCCAUGGCUGGGAGAUGGAAAAAGAUGCCAGUCUUUUUAAACAGUGGGCGAUUCAUACAGGAAAAUACAAGACAGGAAUAUCUCAUCCGGAUCCUAAAACGUGGAAAGCCAAUUUCCGAUGCGCGAUGAAUUCCCUGCCAGACAUCGUAGAAGUCAAAGACCAAAGCAUCAACAAAGGCUGUGCAGCUGUAAGGGUUUAUAGAAUGCUGCAGAAUGAUUCCAAGAAGAAAGAGAAGAAGGCGCGCACUAGAGAAGCUAAACAAAAGACGAAGAGAAAGGAGGAAGUUGAAAAUGAGGAAGCCAGUUGUCACAGUGUGCAGAGUGAGGAGCACGUGCCAGUACCUGGAAGCGUUGAGCACUCUCCCCAGUCAGAAAUGGACAUUUCAAGCAGUCCGUAUUCGACAGAUAAAGAAGGAUCAGUUGAAGAUCCAGACAGCAUGGAUAUCCAGCACCUCCUCCAGGUGUCACCAAGCCACUCCUCAGAUUUUGAUGAUAAAGUAACAGCUGAGCUCUUUCAGAUUACACAAGACUUGGAGCAGGACCCAUCGCAAUGGCAGGACAUCUUUCCGAACGGAUUCGGGCUGCAGAGCAACAUUGUGGAUAGUACCGACCCAUCAGACAGCUCACUGGACACCUGGAGUGACAAUUCAGGACAAGAAAUUGAGGUUCGAUUUUAUACUGAACUGAGGAGAAGCUUGGCAGACAGUGAGGAAAACCCCGGAAUGGAUCCUUGGUCCAUUUCCAGCUUUCUCCAGCAGCUUGGUUGAACGCCCCCAGCAAACCCCCCCCCCCCCCCCCCCCCCCCCCCCGCCACAACUUCACGAACUGUUAACAGGAUCUCAGGCAAAGACUGUUUUACCAUUGUGGAUGCUAAGAAAUCCGUCUUGUUCAAGCGAACAUCAAUCAUGAGGGACCCCCUGAAUGUCUGAAGUGCUUUUUGCUGACUUCAGUCAGUCGGCCAUCCAGGACUGCCAGCCAUCUCACCUGCUGAAUAUGCUCUUUUUAAAGUAUGCACUUUAUGUAGACUUAUAUGUGAAUUACUCAUGGACUUGCAAAAUGUGUUUUGUCAUCAGCUGUUAACCACUGUUUUGUUGACCUUACAUGAAAUUGCAUCUCCAUGAAUCUCUACAAAACCAUGUUGCAGGAUUUACUGAAAUUUGGCUUGAUCUAGCUGAUAAGGUAAAUUCUGCAUCAGUUUGUUUCCAUGCUAAACUGUACAUUUGUAAAUUUUGUAAAGAUUGCUAUUGUCUUAUUGACGUUGUUGAAUAUAUUAAUAAACAUGAAUUUUGCCAUAUUG